This is a messenger RNA of Copidosoma floridanum, 276 nucleotides long. Its product is annotated as pescadillo homolog. The record is from RefSeq and is a predicted model, not a curated record. Lineage: Eukaryota; Metazoa; Arthropoda; Insecta; Hymenoptera; Encyrtidae.
UUCAGUAAACGCUCGUGAUCUAAUGCCUGUAGAAAAGUAUUUAAUUGGUUGCGUGCUGCCCCCGCAUUUAUCACCUUUUUCGGAUCCCAGGCACGAUCAAGUGUACAUUCCACCUGAGGAAAGAGCUAUGAUGGACCCAAACUACCGCUUAAAUUAUGAGGAAGAUGCUAGUGUGUCAAGUGAGGAUUCGGAUGCAAAAAAGGACAAAAGUGAUUCGGAACAUGUUAAGGAUACCAAAAAAAAAACUUUUAAUGAAAAGACUAGCAAUGAUAAAGG